GUGACUGGUAGGAAUCGAUCUCCCUCUCGCACAUCAUCCGAUGGCGGAACCGCAACUGAAUGAGCAGCAAGUGAUUGCGACGUACAAGGGUAUGAAGAACGAAGUCCGUCAACUUGCUGAAAAGCAUGCCGAACUGGAACUGGAACUCCAUGAACAUCAGCGAGUGGCAGAAACGUUGAACGGGUACGAAGGCACCCGCCGUGCGUUCCGCAUGGUGGGCGGCGUGCUCGUGGAACGCACCGUGGCCGAAGUGCUGCCGGCGGUGGCCAGCAAUGCCGACGGCAUUCAGAAACUCAUGGUGCAAGUUGCGGACCUGCUAAAGCAAAAGGAAGCGACGGCGAAUGCGUGGCAGGCCCAGUACAACAUUCGAUCUCAAUAAUACCAUAACACCCUCCUUGUUCAACGUUACUCGA
Messenger RNA from Aphanomyces astaci, 413 nucleotides. RefSeq lists its product as hypothetical. Lineage: Eukaryota; Oomycota; Saprolegniomycetes; Saprolegniales; Verrucalvaceae. Gene Ontology annotation, molecular function: protein folding chaperone. Bases 41 to 379 code for a protein of 112 amino acids. The record is from RefSeq and is a predicted model, not a curated record. Gene Ontology annotation, biological process: protein folding. Gene Ontology annotation, cellular component: prefoldin complex; cytoplasm. The transcript has a single exon.